This is a messenger RNA of Zingiber officinale, 513 nucleotides long. RefSeq lists its product as uncharacterized. The transcript has a single exon. Bases 1 to 513 code for a protein of 170 amino acids. NCBI's taxonomy places the organism in Eukaryota, Viridiplantae, Streptophyta, Magnoliopsida, Zingiberales, Zingiberaceae. The record is from RefSeq and is a predicted model, not a curated record.
AUGACAAAGGAGUUCGAUAUGAUGGAUAUUGGCAUAAUGUCCUACUAUCUUGGGAUUGAAGUAAAGCAACAAGAUGAUGGCAUAUUUAUUUCUCAAAAAGGAUAUACUAAAGAAGUUCUCAAGAAGUUUGAUAUGAAAAAUUGUAAGCUGGUUGGGACACCAGUGGAAUGCGGAAUCAAGCCACACAUGAAUCAAGAUGAUGAAAAAGUUGAUCCAACUUUAUUCAAGAGUCUUGUUGGAAGCUUGAGGUAUCUAACCUAUACUGGACCGGAUAUUCUUUUUGGCGUUGGACUUGUGAGUCGUUACAUGAAAGCUCAUAUUACUACACAUUUGAGAAUUGCCAAAAGAAUUCUUCGCUACAUUAAAGGUACAAUUAAUUAUGGUAUCCCAUAUGCUUUCUCGGACAACUUUAAACUUAUUGGCUAUUGUGAUAGUGAUUGGGCCGGUGAUAUUGAUAGUCGAAAAAGUACUACUGGGGUUGUUUUCUUUAUGGGAAAUUUGUUGGGACCCUGA